Molecule: messenger RNA, 201 nt
Organism: Macrosiphum euphorbiae (potato aphid)
Lineage: Eukaryota; Metazoa; Arthropoda; Insecta; Hemiptera; Aphididae
Source: the annotation of a GenBank genome assembly
AUGCCACUUUUCCAAGUACCUUUCAAACCAAUCAAACCGCAAGAUUAUAAAGCAGUUAGCGAAUACCAGGCCAGCGUCAAGUGCUUCGAGACCUUGGCCAAAGCAGAAUUUCGACAGGCACACAAGAGCUUACCGAAAAUACAACCGAUGCGAUGGGGACCUGUGACGAUGAGCCAACAUGAGUUACAUUAUCAAGACUAA